This is a messenger RNA of Centruroides sculpturatus (bark scorpion), 2712 nucleotides long. RefSeq names its product tyrosine-protein phosphatase corkscrew-like. The record is from RefSeq and is a predicted model, not a curated record. The coding region runs from base 121 to 1929 and encodes 602 amino acids. NCBI's taxonomy places the organism in Eukaryota, Metazoa, Arthropoda, Arachnida, Scorpiones, Buthidae. The transcript has 15 exons. Gene Ontology annotation, biological process: protein dephosphorylation. Gene Ontology annotation, molecular function: protein tyrosine phosphatase activity.
UUCAAGAUGGCGGACAGCUAACAACGGAUGAAAGAGGAAAUUUUUAUCGUUAAGUUUAAACUUGUUUGAAUUGUUAAAUGUCUUAAUUUUAUUAUUUUCUGGUUUGACUGUCGAUUUCAAAUGGGGUCCAGAAGCCAUGGCCGAUGGUUUCACCCAAAUAUCAGUGGUGUGGAAGCUGAGAGAUUAUUAAUGGAAAGAGGAUUUGACGGAAGUUUUCUCGCAAGACCAAGUAAAUCAAAUCCUGGAGAUUUUACUCUUUCUGUUAGGAGGAACGGAGAAGUCACACACAUAAAAAUUCAGAAUACAGGGGAUUUUUAUGAUUUAUAUGGAGGUGAAAAAUUUGCAACAUUAGCUGAAUUGGUGCAGCAUUAUAUGGAGAAACAAGCACAAUUAAGAGAGAAAAAUGGGGAAAUUAUUGAAUUAAAAUAUCCAUUGAUGUGUGCUGAUCCAACUACAGAAAGGUGGUUUCAUGGGCAUUUAUCUGGAAAAGAUGCUGAAAGAUUAGUAUUAGAAAAAGGGAAAAAUGGUAGUUUUUUAGUGAGAGAAAGUCUUAGUAAACCUGGAGACUUUGUCCUUUCAGUAAGAACAGAUGAUAAAGUUACUCAUGUAAUGAUUCGAUGUCAAGAUGGAAAAUAUGAUGUAGGUGGUGGAGAGAGAUUUGAUAGUCUUGCAGAUUUGGUAGAACAUUAUAAAAAGAAUCCAAUGGUGGAAACAACAGGAACUGUUGUACAUUUGAAACAACCAUUUAAUGCAACUCGAGUAACAGCUUCUACUAUUGAUAAAAGAGUAAGAGAAUUAUCUAAAGAUAAUGAACAUAGUAGUGGAAAAGCUGGAUUUUGGGAAGAAUUUGAGUAUCUGCAACAACAAGAGUGUAAGCAUUUAUACAGUAGAAAAGAAGGACAAAAACCAGAAAAUAGAGCAAAAAAUCGUUAUAAAAAUAUACUUCCAUAUAAUUCUCUCAGAAACAGUGAAUUAAUCAAGAAAGAAAAAAGCACUAUUAUUCCUUUCAAGUCACUAAAAAAAAAGAGCUUGCAGUUAGGAAGAGAAUAUACUAAUAUAAUGUAUACUUAUGAAGUUGCUGGCUUAGCAGAUUUAGUAAAAACCCCUCGAUCUGCUUCUUCUCUUAGCAUCACUUCUUCAGCUGCACAAUUACUUCAGAAUGCUGACAAUCAAAAACCUCCUCUUCCACCAAAAACUAUUAAUGAAUCACUAACUAGCAUUACAUCUCCCAAAGAUUCUCUAUGGGAAAAAUAUGAAAAUUUGUCAGAAUCAAGGACAAUAUAUCAUUAUCAUUUUACUGCUUGGCCCGAUCAUGGAGUUCCUUCUGAUCCUGGUUGUGUUUUAAAUUUUCUUCAUGAUGUUAACUGUCGACAAGAUUCAAUUCCUAAUGCUGGACCAAUUAUUGUACAUUGCAGUGCUGGUAUUGGAAGAACUGGAACUUUUAUUGUGAUAGAUAUGAUGGUUGAUAGGAUAAAAAAACAAGGAUUAGAUUGUGAAUUAGAUAUCCAAAGAACAAUACAAAUGGUGCGCUGUCAAAGGUCAGGAAUGGUUCAGACUGAAGCUCAGUAUAAAUUUGUGUAUUUAGCAGUACUACAUUAUAUUGACACUGUUUUACAAAUAAUGCAGGCAGAACAGAAGAGCUUGCAGUUAGGAAGAGAAUAUACUAAUAUAAUGUAUACUUAUGAAGUUGCUGGCUUAGCAGAUUUAGUAAAAACCCCUCGAUCUGCUUCUUCUCUUAGCAUCACUUCUUCAGCUGCACAAUUACUUCAGAAUGCUGACAAUCAAAAACCUCCUCUUCCACCAAAAACUAUUAAUGAAUCACUAACUAGCAUUACAUCUCCCAAAGAUUCUCUAUGGGAAAAAUAUGAAAAUUUGGUUGUGAACGAAAAAUCAUCCAAUAACCCAUCACAACUUUCACAUAAAUCAUGACAACCACUGAUAUGCAGGCUAGAACAUUUGUGCUCUGCUAAAUAGUUAUUAUACAACUAGCAAGACUGUCAUCUAAGAUGUAGAUGUUUAUUGCUUACAUAUUGUGGAAGCUUCUUAUAAAUCUACUAAUAAUGAUUGGACAGUCAGUUUGGUCAGUUCUGUACAGAAAAUAUACUUUUAUGCAUCUUGUAUACAUACAUAUAUAAAUACAUACAUACAUACAUACAUAAAUAUAUAUAUAUAUAAGAGCUCCAUUUGUUAGUUUUGGUUUUUAAUAAGUUUAGAAUCUAUUUUGUAAAUUGAGUAUAAUUUUUUAAAUACUGUAUUAUAACAAAAUAAAAUUUGUUUUAAAAAAUAGAUAUAAUUUAAAAACAUUUGUAAAUUGAGAGGGAUAAAUUAUGAGGAUGAAAGAGAAGGAUGAUCAUAUUUGAUUUCUUGUAUUUGCAAUUAUUUUUAACUGUUGUGAUUUUUUCUUUAAAUUGUUAAACUGUUUCUUGAUCUUGUUAAAAUAAUAUUGAAUUAAUAAACUGGUUAAUAAAUUAUUAAUUUGAAUGUAUUAAAAAAAACUAUUUUAACAAAAUUAUCUGGACCAUUUCUCAAUAACUAUCAAAUAAAAUUGUCCAGAAUAAAAAAUAUUGUGAUAAUUUUACUCAUAAAAAUAUAUUAAAAGAAACAAUGUUGUAUUUGUUUAUUCCUGCAUUUCAAAUUGGGAACAGUUUUUUUUUUAUGUAUGUAUUUAAUAUUUGAUUUUUGAUAAAUAUGAAAAAAAUGGACUAUAAUUUG